Messenger RNA from Ceutorhynchus assimilis (cabbage seed weevil), 2481 nucleotides. The record is from the annotation of a GenBank genome assembly. NCBI's taxonomy places the organism in Eukaryota, Metazoa, Arthropoda, Insecta, Coleoptera, Curculionidae.
CAGUCAAGCCUAACGACGCAAAGUCGUCGCAACGUCUAGAAAUUUAAACUUUAUUUAUACGCGGUAAUUUUAAAUGAUUGACUUUCAUGGAAUGUACUUGGAUUGUCGAGUAGGUACUAGAAGGCAAAAAUGUACGAACCCGUCCUAACCAAAUGCCUGUCGACGACGAAAAUAAAACCAACAAAAUAUCCAAGUUUUACACAAAUCAAUAAUUUCCGUAACAUGGAUUUGGACAAUUACCUCAGCGAAGACGAUUUCGGUAAUAAUAACGGUAAAGAGACGAUUCCGCCAUUGAAGCCCCCUAGGAAAUUUCAAAGGAGAUUGAGCUUGAGGAAUUCGUUUCCUGGUGAGAAAUCCAAUAAAAUGAAAAACAGUGAAUUGUACGUGGACGUGGACCACAUUCAUGUAGGCCUAACUAAUUCAAUUAAAACCGAACCCGCUAUUGUCAAUGCAGCAGUACAGACCUCACAUUUGGUACCAUACAGAUUAAGAUUCUGGCCAAAGACAGAUUGCGAUUUCAAAUUGAGCCCCUCAGAAACGAGUUGCAGCUUGAAGUUAAAGUGCUGCUUUAAAAUUGUCUCCCAGUGGUUGCUGUCGCAAAUCGGUCUUACUAUUGUUGUGAUAAUAUGGGCUUUAAUUGGUGCUUAUGCUUUUUAUAAUACUGAAGGACCACGAGAACAACAACAAACUCAAACCUUGGCAAAAAUUCAAAGAGACUUAUCCACUGAAUUGGCGACAUAUUUAAGUAACUCAGAUCACGUGGAUGCCUGGCCCGACAUGAUCCACAAAUACUUUGAAAAGCACGAGACCUUCUUUUUGGAAGCAGUCGGUGCUGGAUUCGGUGAAGGUGGCGGCGGCAACAUUUGGACUUAUCCCGGAUGCAUUUUGUUUAGUGUUUCGUUACUGACAACGCUGGGAUUUGGUGCACCAGUGCCGAGAACACCUUUGGGCAGAGGCACCGCGGUUUUGUUUGCUUUAGUUGGUAUUCCUCUACAUUUUCUUUUAGUCUUAAAUCUGGCUAAUUUGACAUCGGUCAAGCUACAGCAACUGGCCCUUGGUCCUAGCUUAUCGGAACAACCAAAAUGGCUUAAAUGGUUUCCGUUUGUCUCUUUACUAGUUUUCUAUCUGCUAGGGGUGGGUUUGUUUGGGUUUGUAAGAGGUAGAGACGUUUUACACUCAUUCAUGUUCCCUUUGGACUUCACUGCUAGCGGUGGAGUGGCUAGUGUUGCAGGAACAGUUAGAAUUUUAUAUGCUUUAUAUUUGGAAGUAGCUGUUACUUUAGCUGCAUUAACUGUUAGCUUGAUACAAGCUUCGGCUAGUAAGGGAAUCGUUGAUAUAGGAUUGAGGUGGGGUUUAUUAACAAAUACUUGAAUCAUUUUACAGAGCUAGUUUUUUGCGGAUUUUUGCUUGCUCAGCUACUUCUGAAAUAUGGCAUAUAUAUUAUCAAAACACCAGUUUUUUGGAAAAUUUCUUAUGUAAGUAUUUGCCAUUUGGUAUUCACUCCUGUGUGUGCGCACAAGAUUACUUAAUUGUAAGAUUAUACGAAAAAUCACGUACAGGGUGUUCCAUCGACGAUCGACGUUAAAACAUUGGAAAUAGCUAUCGGAGUAUCAAAAAUGCGACUAUUCCAAAAAUCGUACAAAAAACAAGAUGUUCCAUUUAAAAACCAGUUCAUCCAUGGCGUAGAGUCCGCGUCAAGAGAAAAAAGUACGGUGACGACAAGUGUGCACAAACCCAAUUUUGAACGCUAGCCGAACUAUCCUAUUGAUAGUUUAUUUCCUAUCUAAAUUUUGUCUAAAAAGAUAUCCGCUGCUGGUUUUUCGUCUCGGUAGACCCGAGAGAGGAAGAAGAGGGACAGAUCCGACGCGUUUCGCGCAGCUUAGCGCGUCGUCACCGUACUCUUUUCUCUUGACGCGGGCUCUAACUGUUUGAUUUUUGAUUCAAAUGUUUUUUUGGUGCCAUUUUUGAAUUGUCCAGAAAAAAAAUAUAUGUAUUUCAAUUGGCUAUUUUGAAUUUUUUCAAAAAUACAGGUAAUGUCAAAAAUAAGCCCCUGAUGUUCAGUCCUCGUUGGAAUACUCUGUACCUAUUUGAUUUGUUAUAAAGUGAUGUUUUAUUGUUAAAACUAUUUAUUAUACCUAUUUAAGCUCAAUAUUUAUUUUAUUUAUUUAUUGUUUUUAAAGAGUUCCUAUUAUAAUUCUUACUUUUGUAUCAAAAUGAAACAACUAAAAGAAUCCCUUUUAACUAUGACGAAACAAUUAAAAAGUUUUUUGUCUAUUUUUUUAUCGCCUAAUAAAAAUUGAACAAACCAACAGUGAGAUUUAUUUAAUUGCAUCCCUUCUUUUGCAUUACUUUGUGGAUGCCAUUAAAGCUUAUUUUCUCAGAAACCACGAGCCUGGAGCGUGAAGAGUUUUUUGUUUUUUUUACCAAAUUUUUGAAAUCCGUCCAAUUUUCAAAUUUGUAUCAAAAGUAUUAAAAUCAGAA